AUGCGAUCUGACGCGUCAAACCCAGCCGUGCAGGCGGAACACGGAGCUUAUCACACCUCGGCGUACUCUGUCGCUGGUGCUGCCAUGAUGAGCUUCCAGCCUAUCAACCAGAUACACCAACAUCUAUGCGCCUUUCACAUAUAUUCGGACGACCCAACCCGGGCGGUUCGCGCUCACCACUUCUGCACUCACCUGCGAAGUGAUCUGCAUCAAUGCGUAGUGUAUGACUCGGAUCAGCCAGGUGCCAGGCUGAUAGGGGUGGAGUAUGUGAUACCCGAAGCAAAGUUCCUCGAGCUACCGGAGGAUGAGAAGAAGUUCUGGCACUCGCACAAAUAUGAAGUAGAGUCUGGACAGCUCAUGCUCGGCACCAAAUCCCUUGUACCCAACCUGGUCUCGGAUGUAGCGGAGCGACCUGCCAUGAUGGAGCUGCAUAGGUCGUAUGGCAAGACUAUCCAUACUUGGCAAUUCGAUAUCCAUCCCGACCUUCCGCUUGGUCCGCCUGCCAGCAUGAUGUCCUAUACUGGUGACGAUCAGGUGGACUGGGACAAGGUCAAGCAGCGCGAUGAGGAGAUGGGCGUAUCGACGUUUGCGAAGCGGGAUGCAAGGGCUGGCUAUUUGAAGAAGGAGGAUAUGGACAGGGAGGUCGCACCGGGUUGCGAUGUCUGGACCAAGGGUCGGAAGGGCAAGUGGGUGUGGGUAGAGGAAUAA
Molecule: messenger RNA, 708 nt
Organism: Dioszegia hungarica
Lineage: Eukaryota; Fungi; Basidiomycota; Tremellomycetes; Tremellales; Bulleribasidiaceae
Exons: 7
Coding region: 1-708 (235 amino acids)
Source: RefSeq, a predicted model, not a curated record